Messenger RNA from Octopus sinensis (East Asian common octopus), 1319 nucleotides. RefSeq names its product DNA-directed RNA polymerases I, II, and III subunit RPABC2. The transcript has 5 exons. NCBI's taxonomy places the organism in Eukaryota, Metazoa, Mollusca, Cephalopoda, Octopoda, Octopodidae. Bases 124 to 513 code for a protein of 129 amino acids. Gene Ontology annotation, cellular component: nucleus; RNA polymerase II, core complex; RNA polymerase III complex. The record is from RefSeq and is a predicted model, not a curated record. Gene Ontology annotation, biological process: DNA-templated transcription. Gene Ontology annotation, molecular function: DNA binding; DNA-directed RNA polymerase activity.
GAGGUGUAUUUGUGAACACAUUGGAUUCUCUUGUUCAACCCAAGAAACCCGGAACUCUGUUAGUCAGGUGACUGUUUUCCCUACGACACCGUCUUCACACCAGUUACUUCCCUUAUUUGCAAAAUGGCGGACGGCGACGAUGUCGGCGAACAGUUGGAAGACUUAGACACUGCUUAUGAUGAAGAGCCUUUGGAUGAACCAAUUGAAAACCCUGAGGAAUCUGAAAAUAUUGACAUCCUUCCAAGCAGUGAAGCAUCUCUGAAAGUGGACCAUGAUAAAAGAAUCACAACACCAUUUAUGACAAAAUAUGAACGUGCUCGAGUGCUUGGGACGAGGGCCUUACAAAUAGCGAUGUGUGCUCCGGUCAUGGUCGAACUCGAAGGUGAAACAGAUCCAUUACAGAUAGCUAUGAAGGAACUCAAAGCGAGGAAAAUUCCAAUCAUAAUUCGCCGAUACUUACCUGACGGAAGCUACGAAGAUUGGGCGAUUGAUGAACUGAUCAUCACAGAAUAAAACCCCUCCCCACAUACACCUUUUCCACCCCUUCCUGUGUAAUAUGUGAUCUGUUGAUGGGCAGAAAAUACAAUUGUCAUUUUGCAUAACAUUAUCAUUCAUUUACUUUCCACAUCCUGUGAUGACGUCAUCAUCAUUACAAACAUUAUAAUGUCAUUGAACAUAGAAGCCAGGUUGCUGACAAUUAAGGGGUUAAUUUGUGACCUAAAGACAGUGCAGAACUCGGUUCUAAUCAUCCCUUAGAAAUAAUAAUUAAAAAAAAAACACACGAUUCAUAUUGUUUUUUAUUCUUUGAAAUAAAAUUGCAGAAAAUUUACAAUUAAAAUGGCAAAAUACACAGGUUUGUUUUUUUUUUUUUUUUUUUUUUUUUUUUAGUUUUCCUUUUCUGAUGAUGUUAAGAAUAUCAGUUUGGCACAAUAAGUGUAUUAGGGCUUUAGAUCUGACCGAAUUGCAGAAACCUGUUACACAUGUGACAGAAGGGCCGGGGGGCGCAAAGCACAGGACCAGACGUGGAACAUUUAAAAAGACACCAGGUUGUCCAGUGGCUAAAUAACCUACAAUGUAUUGUUUUUUUUUUUUUUAUAUUUGUUUAACAAUGACUGAUUUAUGUAUGGACUUUUUAUUUAUUGCUUAUGAUGAGAAACUUCUACAAACAGGGAUUUUGUUUCUCAACCAGUUAGUUCAACUGUACCACCAGACUUUGAUUACAAAAGAAGCUGGUACAAUAAUUAAAGAAAAAAAAAACAAUUAUCGAAUAUGUUACACAGUAUGGAGAGUGGUAGAAUGAAGAUCCUUAAUUUAAGUUU